Molecule: messenger RNA, 699 nt
Organism: Letharia columbiana
Lineage: Eukaryota; Fungi; Ascomycota; Lecanoromycetes; Lecanorales; Parmeliaceae
Exons: 2
Coding region: 1-699 (232 amino acids)
Source: RefSeq, a predicted model, not a curated record
AUGCGACAUGGGGCUGAUUUCGGGAAUUCGGUAGGGAUCUGCGACGAAUUGAUGUGCCAGGAUCCAUGCGAUGCUUUGAACAUCACCGUCGUUCCAGACUUUGUCCACAAUGACCAUGGUGUCGGAAAUGACGGGCAUGCCGUCAUUGAGAAGCCAUCAGCGCGCAGACCGCCUUCGGUCGAAUACAUCGAUUUAGCGUCCAGGGAUUUAUUUCCUCGCAAACCCUACAACGUCUACCUUGACUACAAUGUUCAAGCGUGGUGUCAGAGAUGGCAUGGCUCUCAGCAGCCAUAUUUGGGGCCGCGAGGCGUACAUGUGAACAGCAGUCCAGACGACAUGCUUGAGGCCUUGGUUGUUGAUCCAAUUGGUAAGCGCCUCGUCUCGUCAUGUCCUGAGGAAUCGAAAUUCAUCGAUGGCAAACCUCUAAACCCAAACCCCAUGUUUGGCUCCUUUGCCGAAAGUGAGCUUGAUAGUACCCAUUGCUUGAUCGGAGUGGUCGACUUGGCCUCUACGGAUUUGACAUUGUUCGAGAUCGGCCCCUACUCCAAACUUUCGGGAGUCCGGAUGUUGAUUGGAGAUAUGUCGAUUGGGGCCAAUUGCAAGGCCAGUGUGAGGAAGCAAACAAACCUCGCUUUAGUCGUAGUCCUGGGCAAAAUUUGGUUCUUGCAUAGCCUGAGACUGAAAAGCCUCUGUCUCUGA